Messenger RNA from Symbiodinium natans, 1857 nucleotides. The record is from the annotation of a GenBank genome assembly. NCBI's taxonomy places the organism in Eukaryota, Dinophyceae, Suessiales, Symbiodiniaceae.
AUGUGUCCGCUGCAGUGCCGGAGCGGCUUUCGAGCCACUGCAGACCUUCUCUGCGGCCGCCAGGGCUGGCAGCAGUACGUGCAAAUCCGUCUCUGGGGGUUCGACUCCUUCGAGGUCUCGCAGGGCCACCUCCUUAGCAAUCAGGUGCGAAUGACCCCAGAGUUCACGCUGUCGUUGGAGCUUGCCGUGCUGGAGCCGGCCGGGAGCGACUACCUAAGCAUCCUCCACUUCUCCGCGACAGGGAACGGCUGCUGCAACGACGGCGACCGGCUCCCGGCCAUCUUUCUCGUUCCGGAGACGCUCGCUUCCACCGGGCGCAAGCUUCAGGUCUUCAUGGACGGCUUAGAGUUUGGCCUCCCGGCAAUGGCUGUUUCCCUCCUCCUCUUCCUUCCGCUGCGCCUUCUCCUCGCCUUUUGGACGUUGAGGGCUUUGGCAGAGGAGGCGCCUACGGGGAGGCCGUUGAGGCCAGUCUCAAUCCCGGGGCCACUGCUGGGUCGGCGGCUGAAGACGCCCGCCGACUCGUACCCAAACCACUUGGGCAACUACGACAACGUCCAGUACCACGUGGACAUCGAGGUGGGCGGGGACUGCCCAGGCAAGCCGCCGCAGAGAUUCCAGGUGGUGCCGGACACUGGGAGUUCGGACCUAUGGGUGCCCGCCGUGAACUGCACAAGGUGCAAGGCUGGCACCCUCCGCUUCGACAUCGGCAUGUCGUGCCGGGCACAGCAGGUUGGCACCCGGGUCAACUUUCACUACGGCGACGGCACGGUGGCCAACGGGGGCUCCUUCUACGACACUGUCAAGAUCGGGGCCCUUGAGGUGGAGAGGCAGAUCGUGAUCCAGGUAGAUAACAUGGAGUCCGACACGCACAUGAAGUCGGAUGGCAUUCUGGGCCUAGCGCACCACUACGCGCAUGGGCGGGGCAUCCAUGGUACCACCUUCAUGUCAACGCUCUUCCAGCAGCAUCCGGAGGUCCCCCCGCAGUUUUCCUUCUUCCUGACCGGCCGAGACGGUGGAGCUCAUCAGUCUCAGCUGGUGAUCGGGAACCCGGACCUGGCGAACCACGCCAAGGAGGCGGAGUUCCACUACGGGAAGGGAGAAUACAUGGACACCACCGACCUCUGGCUGACCAGCGUGUGGUCCGUGGGCUGGAGUGGCACAGGGGUCGAGGUCACCUUCCCGGACCGCGGCACGCUCGGCGCGCCCGCCCUCGUGGACUCGGGGUCCUCUUUGCUGGUCAUGGAGCCCGGAAUCUACGAUCGGCUGAUCAGCGAGCUUAAGUGGCGCUUCACUGGCUGCCACGAGCUACCAGAUCAGCAGAUCCUUUCCUGUGACUGCCCGCCGGCGAACGACCUGUCGAGGAUACCGGAGCUGGUCAUCAACAUCAUCGACGAGCAGAGCCACCAGUUCAGCUUGUGUAUGUCGCCGGAUGAGUUCAUCCUACAAUCGGUCGACCUCAUUCGUGGAAGGACCGCCUGCGUCCCCUCCAUCCAGCGCGGAUCGAGCAGCCAGCCGGUACCACUGAUCUUCGGGAUGACGUUCAUGCGUGCCUUCUACACCACCUUCGACAUGAAGAAUGGCCGGAUCGGCUUUGCCCGGAGCAAGCUCUCACCGCUUCCUGGUCAGGCCCGAUGCUCUGCGGACGCCCAGCCGCUGCUUCGCCGUGGCAUAUGGCUGGCCUCCGUGACCGUGGCCCUCUCAUCUGUGAUCUUCGCCAUCUACGUGUUCCUCGUGCCUAGCAGGGCUCGUACCAACGCGCAGGCGGUGCAGGCGGCCAGCGACAGCUUCCGGCCCUCGAGGGACUCACGAGCGCCUUCGGGUUCCUCCUCGGAGAUGACGACGGAGCCCUCGAACUGA